UUCUCCAUUUGCUUUAGGGGGAUUAUGACAGAAGAAGAAGGCAAAAGGGGCCCCGCAGAAGAACAUGGGCAAGAUAAACAAGAUCCUGAGGAGGGGGUUCAGCCCAGGGGAAAAUGGGCAAACAACAUGGAGUUUAUUCUCUCUAUGGCUGGUGAAAUAAUUGGCCUUGGAAAUGUUUGGCGUUUCCCCUAUCUGUGCUAUAAAAAUGGAGGAGGCGUCUUUCUCAUUCCUUACUGUGUGUUUCUCUUCUGCUGUGGCAUCCCUGUGUUCUUCCUGGAGACUGCAUUGGGCCAGUACACCAGUGAGGGAGGGGUGACCGCCUGGAGGAAAAUAUGCCCCAUGUUUGAGGGGGUGGGGAUUGCAUCCCAGGUGAUUGUAAUCUACUUGAACAUCUAUUACAUUGUGGUUUUGGCCUGGGCUAUUUUCUACUUAAUAAAUGCCUUCAAGAGUCCCCUUCCUUGGUCUACAUGUGAGAACUGGUGGAACACUGAUUCAUGUUUUAGUCGAGCUGGCUAUUUUGCCAAUCCUGACCUUUUUAAUAGAGGAUCCAACUGGUCAUUUCUAUACAACAACUCCCAUUAUACUUAUGACAGCGACAUAAAUCUAAGUACUUCGCCCGUGUUAGUGAACUCACCAGAAGAGGAGUUCUGGAGCAAUUCUACUCUCCUCAUAAUUAACUCACCAGAGGAAGAGUUCUGGACAUACCGAGUGUUGAGAAAGUCAGAUGAAAUGUUCUUGGGUAAAGUGCACUGGGACCUGGCUUUGUGUCUCCUUUUCGCCUGGGUUAUAUGUUACUUCUGCAUCUGGAAGGGAAUCAAAACCACAGGAAAGGUUGUGUACUUCACUGCUACAUUCCCUUACCUAAUGCUGUUCAUCCUCUUUAUUCGUGGAGUGACACUUCCAGGAGCAGGAGAGGGUCUCAAGUAUUACCUCCAACCCAACUUCAGUAAGCUUGCUGAACCAGAUGUGUGGCGUGAUGCAGGAACUCAGGUGUUCUUUUCCUACGCUGUGUGUCAAGGAGUCCUAACAGCCCUGGGAAGCUAUAACAAGUACAACAACAACUGUUACAGGGAUUGUUUGGCACUGUGCUGUCUAAAUAGUGCAACCAGUAUCUUUGCUGGCUUCGCCGUCUUUUCAGUCAUUGGUUUCAUGGCUCAUGACCUGAACAUUCCCAUAAGCGAAGUUACUGCCAGUGGUCCUGGUCUGGCUUUCAUCGUCUAUCCCAAAGCUUUGUCGUUACUCCCUGGUUCAUCCUUCUGGGCCGUGCUUUUCUUUCUGAUGGUUCUAUUUCUUGGUCUUGAUAGCCAGUUUGUGUGCAUUGAGAGCUUGGCCACAGCCAUCACAGACCUGUUUCCAAGUCGUUUGAGGAGACCUGGUGCCAGGGAGCUCCUUGUCCUGGUCAUCGCGGUUAUUUGCUUCCUGUUGGGGCUGAUGUUUGUCACAGAGGGAGGGGUGCAUCUCUUUCAGCUUGUUGACACCUUUGGUCCAAGUGGAACCAGCCUCCUCAUCAUUGCUUGUGCAGAGACUAUUGUUGUUUCCUGGAUUUAUGGUGCAGAUCGCUUCUAUGAUAACAUUGAGGACAUGAUUGGUUAUAGACCAACCCCUGUUUUAAAGUACUGCUGGAUGUUUGUUACCCCCCUCAUCUGUGUGAUUACAAUGCUGUAUAACCUGUCAAAAGAAAACCCAAUCAGUUUGAAUGGUGAAUUACCAGGACCAGCUGUCUCUGCAAUAGCUAGCCUACUUAUUGCCAUCCCACUGAUGUGCAUUCCAGCAUUUAUUUUCGUCUCUCUGUACAGGGAUCCAAAAAACAUGAUCUCACCAUCUAAAGACCUGCGGCAAGUUUCCCCUGGUAAGCCCAUUCUGACGCUGUGCAACAUGGCCAUCUUUGAGGGACAGAGGCAACCAAGCACAAAUAAGGAUGAAAGGAACAUGAAGAUGAUUCUGGAGGAGCGGAGCCACGUUUGAUGAUAGCUGACAAUGAGUCUGGACUGCAUAAUAUAUAUUGCAGUUGAAGUUUUAUUAAUAUGUAUACAUUUCAGGGAGAUUUGUCUGGGUUUGGACGACACGUUUACCUUAUUGUUUGCUCUUUCAAUAAGCUUUACUCCUAUAAUCAUACAUAAGUUUACUAAACGUAUACAUCUUUUGGUGUUCUAAUGCAAUAAUUAGGAUAUAUAUAAUCAUUUCUACAAUACUUUCCAUUCAUGUAUUUUUCAAAUUUAUAGCUCUCACCAAAUAUAUUAAUUAAUAUGACAAAAAAUAAAUAAGAAAUUAAGAGUGUGGAAGAAAAUAAAAGGGCAAGACAAGCCAGAAAUAGAAAUGGCUAAGAUAUGGAGGUGUGAUCAUUUUUAGUUUGACUUAAUUAUUGUGACCAAUUUGAUCUUUGCAUAGUAAAACUGACACCCAAA
This is a messenger RNA of Cyprinodon tularosa, 2405 nucleotides long. RefSeq names its product sodium- and chloride-dependent GABA transporter 2-like. Gene Ontology annotation, biological process: sodium ion transmembrane transport. Gene Ontology annotation, cellular component: membrane. The transcript is spliced from 16 exons. NCBI's taxonomy places the organism in Eukaryota, Metazoa, Chordata, Actinopteri, Cyprinodontiformes, Cyprinodontidae. The coding region runs from base 25 to 1965 and encodes 646 amino acids. The record is from RefSeq and is a predicted model, not a curated record.